AUGGGGAAAACGAAAAUAUGGGGAAAACGCAAAUAUGGGGAAAACGCAAAUAUGGGGAAAACGCAAAUAUGGGGAAAACGCAAAUAUGGGGAAAACGCAAAUAUGGGGAAAACGCAAAUAUGGGGAAAACGCAAAUAUGGGGAAAAUGCAAAUAUGGGGAAAACGCAAAUAUGGGAAAAACGCAAAUAUGGGAAAAACGCAAAUAUGGGGAAAACGCAAAUAUGGGGAAAACGCAAAUAUGGGGAAAAUGCAAAUAUGGGAAAAACGCAAAUAUGGGGAAAACGCAAAUAUGGGGAAAACGCAAAUAUGGGGAAAACGCAAAUAUGGGGAAAACGCAAAGAUGGGGAAAACGCAAAGAUGGGGAAAACGCAAAGAUGGGGAAAACGCAAAUAUGGGGAAAGCGCAAAUAUGGGGAAAGCGCAAAUAUGGUUAAAACGCAAAUAUGGGGAAAACGCAAAUAUGGGGAAAACGCAAAUAUGGGGAAACGGAAAUACUGGAAAUACGCAAAUAUGGGACAAACGCAAAUACGGGAAAAACGCAAAUAUGGGAAAAACGCAAAUAUGGGAAAAACGCAAAUAUGGGAAAAACGCAAAUAUGGGAAAAACGCAAAUAUGGGAAAAACGCAAAUAUGGGAAAAACGCAAAUAUGGGAAAGGCGCAAAUAUGGCAAAGACGCAAAUAUUUGAAAGACGCAAAUAUGGGAAAGAUGCAAACACGGGAAAAACGCAAAUAUAUGGAAAACGCUAAUAUGGGGAAAACGCAAAUAUGGGGAAAAUGA
Schistocerca cancellata (South American locust) is the source of this 777-nucleotide messenger RNA. RefSeq lists its product as uncharacterized. Lineage: Eukaryota; Metazoa; Arthropoda; Insecta; Orthoptera; Acrididae. Bases 1 to 777 code for a protein of 258 amino acids. The transcript has a single exon. The record is from RefSeq and is a predicted model, not a curated record.